This is a messenger RNA of Tigriopus californicus, 1609 nucleotides long. Its product is annotated as mortality factor 4-like protein 1. Gene Ontology annotation, cellular component: nucleus; NuA4 histone acetyltransferase complex. The transcript is spliced from 3 exons. Lineage: Eukaryota; Metazoa; Arthropoda; Copepoda; Harpacticoida; Harpacticidae. Gene Ontology annotation, biological process: chromatin organization; regulation of DNA-templated transcription. The record is from RefSeq and is a predicted model, not a curated record. Bases 246 to 1496 code for a protein of 416 amino acids.
CAGAGACGAAUUAAACAGCUGUGCAUUGGUUGGUCGUCUAACAAUCCUUUGCCAAGAUAUCGCAAUAAAUAACAAGUGAGUUCCUCACCUUAGAGCUACAAAAGACAUCUUAACAAAGCCAAGGAAGACAAGUAAGUGCCACCUUUUUGCCCUCAGAGUAGGGUCGGUGGGCGCUAAGACCAACCAACAAUCAAGGCGAAUCAAACCCAACCCUUGGACCCUAUUGAUACAAGAGCCUUACCACCAUGCCAGACCCAAAAUUGGAAAAGGAACCUCAUGGGACGCAUGGGGGUUCAACGGGCAAUCAAGGCCGUUUCUACGAAGGAGAGAAAGUCCUUUGCUUCCACGGGCCCUUGAUUUAUGAGGCCAAAAUCCAAAAAGUGGGCAAGAGGGACAAACAAACCAAAUAUUUCAUUCAUUAUCACGGGUGGAACAAAAAUUGGGACGAAUGGGUGCCCGAAGCUCGGAUGCUCAAGUAUUCCGACUCAAAUUUAGAGAAAAAACGGGACUUGGUCAAAGCUCAUGAUGCCACAACCAAGGCUAAAAAGAUGGCUAGUAAGCGGAAGGCCGAGGUUUUGGCAGCAGCUGCCGCCGGAGGGCCAGGAAAUGGCGCUGGCGAAGCCGCGGUUCCUUCCUCUGAAUCUAGUGCUCUUUCAGAGUCCGCCACUGGCGACGAACCCAAGGCUAUUGUGGGCCAAGAUGUACCUUCUGUCCCCAAUCCGGCCCCUGCAGAGGAAAUAAAGAAAAUUUCGACUGAGAGCGACAUGAAAGUGCCUGAGGGCCCUGUGGUAGAGAAAAAGGCACCUCGUACCUCCAGUCGAAAGUCGGCUACUCCCACUUCUACCACAGCCAAGAAGAAUGCCAAACGAGUCCAGGUUUCGGCCAAAGAGGCUGAAGAUCGACAACAAGAGAUAGCCGCUCCCAAAGUGAUUGAGCGACCGGACAGCACUACAGUUGAGACCGAAGAUCAAUUCUACACCAAGGUGGAAGUUCGGAUCAAGAUUCCGGAUGAAUUGAAGCCCUACCUGGUAGAUGAUUGGGACUACUUAAGUCGGCAACGGAAGUUAGUCAUCUUGCCGGCUCGAAUUACCGUAGAUCAAGUGAUUCAAGACUACAUUCGUCACAAAACCAAAGGCGGCAAGAACAACCAGAAGGAAAGUGCCAUCUUGGAAGUCACGUCCGGGUUGAAUGAAUAUUUCAAUGUGAUGCUCGGCUCACAACUCUUGUACAAAUUCGAACGGGAACAGCACUCGGAUAUUUUGAAGGAACACCCGGACACGCCCAUGAGCAAGAUUUACGGUCCCAUACACCUCCUUCGACUCUUUGUGAAGUUAGGCGGAAUGCUCACCUACACCCCUUUGGGCGAGAAGAGCAUCCAACUUCUUUUGUAUUACAUCCAAGACUUCUUGGGCCACAUGAAAAAGAACGCAUCCACCCUGUUCAUGAUUCAAGAUUAUGGCACGGCUUCACCCGAGUAUCACAGACGAGCUCUGUAGUAUCUUUCCCUACAGAGAAUUGAUUAUAUUAUUGCCUGCUUCUUGCUCUCAAUUGUAUCCAUGAACUCAUCUCUAUUCAAAGUAUUAUACCGAAUUAUACAGAAAUCACACUU